This is a messenger RNA of Verticillium nonalfalfae, 897 nucleotides long. RefSeq lists its product as uncharacterized. Bases 1 to 897 code for a protein of 298 amino acids. The record is from RefSeq and is a predicted model, not a curated record. NCBI's taxonomy places the organism in Eukaryota, Fungi, Ascomycota, Sordariomycetes, Glomerellales, Plectosphaerellaceae. Gene Ontology annotation, molecular function: signaling receptor activity. The transcript is spliced from 4 exons. Gene Ontology annotation, cellular component: membrane.
AUGGAAACUCAACGUGGAAAGACUCGGUUCGAGACGAGUACGCCAGUCUUGCACCCUGUCCAGGUCAGCUCGUCGGCCACAACACUGCACAGGGACAACAGCUUCAUUCUCUCGGGCUAUCGUGACGUGUCGUAUUCGUACUGGCAAUGUUUGCGAAGUACAUUUCAACUCCACAAUGAAACAGUCAACAUUUGGUCGCAUGCCCUGGGAUCGCUGUGGUUUCUCCAUCAAUUCUUCGAUGACUGUAUCAAAGACGACACACCCGCUCUGUUGACCUCCGAUAGGUUUGCCAUCGGCAUGUUUGACAUGUCAGUGGCUUUGUGCUUCUUCUUCUCUGCAGCCUUUCAUACGUUCUGUAACCACAGCCGCAGUGUUUACAGACUUAGCAACCAGAUGGAUCACUUAGGUAUCGUCCUAUUGAUGUGGGGAACCGGACUAUCUGGCGCCCAUUUUGCCUUUCGAUGCCAGCGGACUGCAUACACGGUCCAUCUGGCUCUUAUGUCGGCCUCCGCCGUGCUGAGCGGCCUCGCCACGCUACGACCUGCUUUUCGUGAGACGGGGGACCAACAACCGCGUGUUCUUGUCUAUGCCUGUUUCGGUAUCGGUCUUUUUGCGCCGGUGCUCCACGGCUUGUAUGCCUUCGGGCUUGCGGAGCUCGACGAGAGAAUGGGUUUCAGAUCGUUCCUGGGCUUGGCGUUGCUCAACUCAAUAGGAGCCUCUCUGUAUCUCUACAAAGCACCGGAGCGGUGGUUGCCUGGCAGGUGUGACCUUCCCGGGCAGGGCCAUAACUGGAUGCACGGGUUCGUGCUUGCUGGAGUAUGGAUGCGGCGUAACGGCUUAGUUCAGCUGGCGAUCCUGAAAAGCGCAAGCCAGGAUAUUCUAUGCGUGGUCGAAUGA